This is a messenger RNA of Dermacentor silvarum, 830 nucleotides long. RefSeq lists its product as uncharacterized. Gene Ontology annotation, cellular component: membrane. The record is from RefSeq and is a predicted model, not a curated record. The coding region runs from base 115 to 612 and encodes 165 amino acids. The transcript has 5 exons. Lineage: Eukaryota; Metazoa; Arthropoda; Arachnida; Ixodida; Ixodidae.
ACCACUCGAACCAUCCGCGGCCGGAAGAAACGGCGCUGGCGCAGCGCUCACCCGAAGACCCCGGAGGCCGACGGCAGACGCCGCCGCCGCGCGGCGGGACACACGCAAGCCAUCAUGGGGCUGCCCCGGCUUGACGUCUGGUUUGCCGGCGCCGACGACGACUUGCCGUCCUUCUCGUUCGCGCUCUCCCUAUCGUUCCUCAACUCGCCGUGCGGAAUCCUGACCAUCGCCGAAAUCGUGACGGGCAUACUGACGUUCGCGCUGGCAUACAGCAGCCGCGUCUACGUGUACCAGCUGUCCAAGCUCGUGGUCAGGGUGGAACCUGAGCCCAGCAUCAUCUACGUCAUCUUCGUGUCGUUCCUCUACUGGUUCGUGUCGCUGCUUGUGCUCGUCUCGUCGCUGCUCUCAAACACGGGAAUCAACGUGACCAGCACUCUGUUCUACGUUCUGCUGGAAGCCUUCGGACUCGUCUUCUACCUCAGUGGCGGCAUCUCUCUACUGGCCCUGGAAGCUGGACAGAGCGUGGCGACCGCAGCUGGGGUGUUUGCCAUAAUCAGCGCAGUUCUUCACGGCCUGCACGCUGUCUUCGUCUACUUAAAAAGGAAAAAGUGAUUUCACGUCUGAGGCGAUCAACAUGUUCAAUUUCUACACACUGCCUCUUCACUUGAAGUUUGUGGUCACGUAUAGACAUUGGAAUACCGCACACCCGGAGAGUUCUGCUGUACGACUGCAAGAUAACCGGCAACGACAAUAUGGUGAAGCUGGAGGCUUUACCUGUGUAUCUGAGUGCUACAUAUGGAAUAAAGAGCAUAUUGCAGUUGUUCGUCCAA